AUUAAAGUACACUGGUUAUUCCGGGAGUAGCAUAUCCCUCAUUCAAGUUCAUUUUUGGACGCAUUGCUGUUAUUACUUUACUUAUAACUAACAUAAUUAUCAAAUUAUUAUAAAACAGGACUUUAUUACUCGUGAAUCUUGAAGUUUGUCAGGAAAUUGGCGCGAACUUUUAACAACAACAACAGCUGAUAGCCUGCCCCUGGUGAUGGCUGCCACAGUGUCUGUCUCUAAGGGUGUAUUUGCCUUCAAGAGAAGAAAGGGUAAAAAUAGGAAAAAUGUAGAUGGUCCCUCAACCCGGGACUACUGGACAGAGGGUGAUGAUGCAGAGAUUAAAGGUCUUACCUACAAGAACUAUGUUAGAUGUUGGCAGAAAGUCACUGAUAUUCUUAAUGAUCUGCAAGACAGUAUUCAUGCUAAGGUUUUCCAAGAUUUGGUUGAAUUCAUUAGAGAUGCAGGAAUGAGAAGUAAUAUUAUGAUUGAUGGCAUCAAGUCCAAGGAAGGUCAAAGUGACAUCCCCACUGCAUGUUUGGUGACCGGGGUGAACAUGCCCGACCAUGAUGCAAUUUUUGGGAGUCUGGUUCGUCUUUUAGUCGAUGGUGUGACUCCACAUAUUGCAAAACUUCAAAGUCGAGAUUGCAACACUGUCAGAGGUGCCAUAUUCAAGAUGAUCUCACAGUUGAUGGGGCAGAAUGGCUUUGUAGAUCCUGAGUUUGAAGAUGAAAUUAUAACAGGACCAUCCAUCAAGAGGGCCCAGUUCACUAUGGCUGUUCUGACCUCCUGGUAUAAGGAAAUUAUAAGCGCAGAAGACACCAGAGAAUCUACUUCUAAAUCUCAUGGCUCUCCACGAAAAAGAGCAGGAUGUUCACAUAAAGACAUGGGGUCUCCUUACAAACCUGUAGGAUCUCCUUACAAACCUGUGGGAUCUCCUCGCAAGACCAUGGGAUCUCCACGCAAGCCCAUGGGUUCUCCUCGCAUGCCCAAAGGAUCUCCUCGCAAGCCCAUGGGAUUCCAGUCCAGAGAUAUGAAAUCUGUCAAAGACUUUGGGUCACCUGAAAAGCGGAUGAGAUUAAAUGAUGAACCACGUUUACCUAGAGGAGGCUAUCACCCACCUCUCGUAGUUAUUCUAGAAGAUGUAGAAAAUUUUCCAGCCAAUGUUCUUCAUGACCUUAUUUUGAUCUGCAGUGAACACCGUUGUAACUUACCCAUUGUUUUCGUGUUUGGUGUUGCAACAACAUCCAAUGCUGUUCACCGUAGUUUGUCGCAGGAUGCUUCCGCUUGUGUUGCUAUGGAAACCUUUCAAGCUCAGCCCUCCACUCAUUAUCUUAAUCAUGUCAUUGAAAAGGUUUUGAUGACAGAAAAAGUGCCAUUCCACAUUGGAGGUCGUCCUUUCAAGUUGCUCCUUGAUAUAUUCCUCUACAGCGAUCUUUCGGUUAAAAACUUUGUCAAAGGACUUAAGCUGUGUAUGAUGGAGCAUUUCCUGGGAAACUCCUCUACAUUUCUGUGCUGUUCUGCACCUGAAAGAGCUUUGCGCAUCAGGGCCAUGACACCAGCACAGUUGGACAUCAUUCGAAAAUUGCCAUCAUUCAGGAGUUACGUUGAAAACCGCCCACCCAAGGAACAAGCGGUUCUUCUUCUUGAUGAGAAAGUGACUAAGUCCACAGUUCGCACAUUGAUGACUGAACUGGACUCUUGGUACCUGCGUUUUUGCUGUUUGGUCAAGGUUGUCAGUGCACUUACAAGUUCACUGCCUCAUUCUCCUCUUGGGCGACAGAUAAGGGAAGUAUUAGCAACCUGCCUGUCACGACCACUGGUUGAAUCUGAAGAAUUCAAGGAAGCUCAGAAGAUGUUGAAACUCAUGGCUCGUGAAGAACUCUUGCCCAUCCUAGCAAAUAUUUUGGAGAUCUUAAAAGAACAAAGCGGCCAAGAUGAAGAAUUAUCAGAAUUAUAUAAUGAAUUAGCUAUUAUGCUUGGGCGCUUGAAUAGUUUGGACCAGCUGGACCAAGUAAUAAAAGACUCACCAGCUGAUGAAGCACAACUCAGCUUUCAAUCAUCAGACAGAUUCCAUCUGAAAGAGAAAUUACUAGAAAUGGCAAAGAAAAAAUCCAAGAAGCCAAAUGCUUAUGAGUCACUACGCUCAGAGUUAUUACAAGUGCUAGUAAACACAUUUGAACAGCACCUACAACUCUUGAACAAACAACCAUUGCAUGAGGUACUUUUCUUUGAUUCUUCAUCCGUUGUCAAGAGACAUUUGGUGGGAAUGCCUAGGGCUGCUCUCACAACAGCUUUGUCUAAUCCACACCACUACUUACAGGUGAGUUACCUUAUACAACUUGAUGUGUUCACAAUAAUUCAAAUAACAAUAGAUUUGAUACGACGCUACACCCCCAUGUUGGCCAGGAGCAACGUCGAGCGUCUUCUGCCAGCUGAUGAUCACAUCUUCACUUAUGAGGAAUAUUCACGAGCUGAUUCUUAA
Molecule: messenger RNA, 2473 nt
Organism: Homarus americanus (American lobster)
Lineage: Eukaryota; Metazoa; Arthropoda; Malacostraca; Decapoda; Nephropidae
Product: origin recognition complex subunit 3-like
Exons: 14
Coding region: 206-2473 (755 amino acids)
Biological process (GO): DNA replication initiation; DNA replication
Cellular component (GO): nuclear origin of replication recognition complex; nuclear pre-replicative complex; DNA replication preinitiation complex
Molecular function (GO): DNA replication origin binding
Source: RefSeq, a predicted model, not a curated record